ACUCUCUCUUCAACCUUCUGUAUUCUGGAGGGGCACCUUCAACGAGCUCCGCGGCGCACAGGCAGCGGCGUCCUUCCGUAGAGUUGUGAAGAAAGUGGAAAUAACUCGAGCACACAGACACCAUGUCCUUCCUGACUGUCCGCAGGUUAGCGCCUAAACUCCUCAACUCAAAGAAUGCAGCCUUCCUUCUGGCUGCCAGAAACGCCAGCGCAUCAACAACAAAUCUGAAGGAUGUGCUGGCAGACCUCAUCCCCAAAGAACAAACCAGGAUCAAGAACUUCAAACAACAAUAUGGCAAAACCAACAUAGGACAGAUUAAUGUUGACAUGGUCUAUGGAGGGAUGAGGGGGAUGAAGGGUCUGGUGUACGAGACCUCCGUGCUGGAUCCCGAUGAGGGCAUCCGCUUCCGAGGCUACAGCAUCCCAGAGUGUCAGGAGUUGCUGCCUAAAGCUCCAGGAGGCGAGGAGCCGCUGCCUGAGGGUCUCUUCUGGCUGCUGAUCACAGGACAGGUGCCCUCUGAGGAGCAGGUGAGCUGGGUGUCCAAAGAGUGGGCGAAGAGGGCAGCGCUUCCCUCCCACGUCGUCACCAUGUUGGAUAAUUUCCCCACAAACCUGCACCCCAUGUCUCAGUUCAGCGCUGCCAUCACAGCUCUGAACAGCGAGAGCAGCUUUGCGCGGGCUUACUCCGAGGGCGUCCACAAGUCCAAGUACUGGGAGUUUGUCUACGAAGACUCCAUGGACUUGAUUGCGAAGCUGCCCUGCAUCGCUGCCAAGAUCUACCGCAACCUGUACCGUGAAGGCAGCAGCAUCGGAGCCAUCGACUCCAACCUGGACUGGUCCCACAACUUCACCAACAUGUUGGGCUACAGCGACGCCCAGUUCACUGAGCUGAUGAGGCUCUACCUCACCAUCCACAGUGACCACGAAGGAGGGAAUGUCAGCGCCCACACCAGCCACCUGGUGGGGAGCGCCCUGUCCGACCCGUACCUGUCCUUCAGCGCCGCCAUGAACGGGCUGGCCGGUCCUCUGCACGGCCUGGCCAAUCAGGAGGUGCUGGUGUGGCUGACGGCGCUGCAGAAGGAGUUGGGAGGAGAAGUGUCUGAUGAGAAGAUGAGGGAUUACAUCUGGAACACGCUGAAGUCUGGACGGGUCGUUCCGGGUUACGGCCACGCCGUCCUGAGGAAGACUGACCCUCGGUACACCUGCCAGCGUGAGUUUGCUCUGAAGCAUCUUCCCAGCGAUCCCAUGUUCAAGAUGGUCGCUCAGCUUUACAAGAUUGUACCCAACGUGCUGCUGGAGCAGGGCAAGGCCAAGAACCCCUGGCCCAACGUGGACGCCCACAGUGGCGUGCUGCUGCAGUACUACGGGAUGACUGAGAUGAAUUACUACACCGUGCUGUUCGGCGUGUCCCGAGCCCUCGGCGUGCUCGCUCAGCUGGUGUGGAGUAGAGCCCUGGGCUUCCCCUUGGAGCGCCCCAAGUCCAUGAGCACAGAUGGGCUGAUGACUCUGGUGGGAGCCAAGUCGGGCUGAAGAGAUCCGGGGGUUAGUGUGACGGGUGGGAGGAGGCGGAAGCAUCACGAAGGCAGACCGAAGUUUGACCCCGACCCCAGGGAUUUAAAGAGACAGUACGCUUUUAAUGUCAUUUCAGAAAAGGGCCUUUGUAAAUCGUCACACAGUGUUUGUGUGUUUAGUUUCCCCAUCAACACACACGUAACCCAAAGUCGGCUCAAACUAUGUCCCGCUAUAAGUCUGCGAGCAUCGCGGAGAUUCCCCCGUGCAGUGCCUGCGGGGGGGGGGGGGGGCGUUCAAAGGGAAUUAUGGGAGUUAUUCACACUUCCUUUUGUAUUUGUUAAAACCUCUAAAGUCACUCAACCUUCUGCUGCUUUCGGCUGACGCAGAGAUUUGUUUCCCCCACGAGCAAAAGUUUCUCCAAUUAAAGCGUAGUUUCUUCUAUGCAAUGUCCCCCCCCCCCCCCCCCCCCCCUCCCACGUCUGUCCACGCGCUUCACUCCCAUUGAUGAACACUCCAGUUUAGACUAAAGGUCCUCGCCACCAAAAAAUACCAAGUUGUUCAAGAUAAAGAUUCGGUUAGAAGAUGCUGCCCCUUAAAAUCUGUGGCCCCUCCUGUUUCAUUUUAAUGACGACGUGUUUCCUCUAUGAUCAAAAGAAUUCUUCUUCUUCUUCUUCUUCUCCUUCUUCUUCUUUCUUCUUCUUCUUCUUCUUCUCCUUCUCCUUCUUCUUCUUCUUCUUCUUCUUCUUCUUCUCCUUCU
Molecule: messenger RNA, 2268 nt
Organism: Cottoperca gobio
Lineage: Eukaryota; Metazoa; Chordata; Actinopteri; Perciformes; Bovichtidae
Gene: cs
Product: citrate synthase
Exons: 11
Coding region: 123-1529 (468 amino acids)
Biological process (GO): carbohydrate metabolic process; citrate metabolic process; tricarboxylic acid cycle
Cellular component (GO): mitochondrial matrix
Source: RefSeq, a predicted model, not a curated record